UGAACUUCCCGUCCUUCAUUUUGGCUGUACUAGUUGUUCUUGUUAUCUAUUGGACAUCCCUGCGCUAUCUUAAAAAAUUAUAUUUAACGACGUUUUUUCGGUGUCAUCUCGAUUUCAUCAGCAUAUCAACGACAAAUAUUUAAUUUAAUAACCAUGGACCAAAUGGAAGACCCCGCUGGAUCAGAUAAUAAACGAGCUAUAGAGCGGAAAAGGAGUUGAAGAUGCUAAGCGAGGACUUCAGAGAGGACAAGCUUUCAACAUCAGCACCGUCCAUCACUUUUUCCCUCCACCCAUACCCUAAACAUCACGCACAGACGCUGGUUUAGCCAGAGUCCUCUCCCCUAAUACUGUCUGACUCCAGCAGUCUGAUCACAAGCAUUUCGAUGGGUGGUAAUGAAGGAGGAGGACGGGGAGGGGAGCGAUGGAGCUUCUUCGGAGUGCGACCCAUCGUGCAGAAAUCCCCCACUGACCCAGGAUCAGAAACCAACACUCCUGGGGGAGUCACACUGCAGUCGUACUUCGGGAUUCAGAAGUCCAAUACAAUGGAUGCCAUAAAGACCAAGAUAAACCUCACUGUUGAAGAUCCUGCCAAAUUCAAUUCUCCCAAGAUCGAGAUGAUGAACGGCGAGGACGGAAAGAAAACAUCCUGUCACAGACUGAGACACCGAGACAUGAACAUUCUCACUCCCUCCGGCUUCUGACCUCCACGAGUCUUCAACUCUCUUAAGCUUCCUCGCCUUUUAUAUACACGUUACAGCACAAAUUGACAGAUCUGUCUCUUGUCAUUUCAUGGCCUCACGUGAAUAACGAUAACCACACACAAACGUAUCCGUUUCCCUAUAUCACUUGAAUAGUAUUUCCCUUUAAAUUAGAUAAGAGACAGAAUCUCUCACGUUAGUGCCAAGUAUCACGGAUAGUUGCUUUUUAUUUGCAUUCCCCGCCAAAAUUGAAAAAAAAAAAAGUUUUGAUUAGUGUAUGAUAUUACAGAUUUCUUUUGUUAAGGUUUAAAUUGACCACAUUGGAAUUGCAGUGAAAAUAUUCAUAAUCUGUGUUUUUAGGAAUGAGAUGCAUUCAUGAGUAUAUCUGUUGACAGUCAAUCUGAAUUUUGUGGAUCAUUUUGAAAAGCUCAUGUGUUCGUUAAACCCGUUUCAAUAUCGUUUUCCAUUAGAUAGGUGGAUUUCAUCAGUGACAGCAGCACAUUGUAAUUCUAAAGCACAUCUGCAUGCAUCUGUUCAUUGCCACUACAUAACAUGCAAUCUAUAAGUCAGGUUUGACAAAACAGUCAGGUAUAUUUUUACAUAGUUGAAACAUGUUUAAGCGCCAUUUUUGUGACUUAACUAAACUUAAAGAUUUAGUUCAGAUUAUUAAUUUAUUUUAUGAAUCAUGACGAGAUGUUGCUGUGAUAUUUUGUCACGUGUGGUGCCCCGUGUGCAAUAAGCUACAGCAUUGUUUAUACCAGCAUGCUGAAAGCACCUCAUUCCUAUCACUGGGUUUCACAUUGUUUUCCUUUUUCUUUCUGUAUCGCACACUACAGCCGAGUACUGUUUUGCUGUAUAUGCUGAAGCUGGAAUCAUUUCACUGUUGCUGUUUUGUAUAUUUGUAGUGGAAAUGCUUUGGCUUUACAAUAUUCCACUCUGCUCAACUUUACUUGUUGUAGUUUGUUUUUUCAUAGUGCUGGAAUCUUCAAUUUUGUAAGACCGAAGUGGCUUUUGCAUCUCAGGCCAAACUGUCUAACGCCAGUCACGUGUUGUUCAUCAUGCUCAGUGUGAGUAUUUGAUUCCUAUAAUAAAACAUCGCUGUCAAGCACAAUGAACAA
Pimephales promelas (fathead minnow) is the source of this 1816-nucleotide messenger RNA. Its product is annotated as putative monooxygenase p33MONOX. Gene Ontology annotation, cellular component: cytoplasm. The record is from RefSeq and is a predicted model, not a curated record. NCBI's taxonomy places the organism in Eukaryota, Metazoa, Chordata, Actinopteri, Cypriniformes, Leuciscidae.